Molecule: messenger RNA, 1374 nt
Organism: Sitodiplosis mosellana (orange wheat blossom midge)
Lineage: Eukaryota; Metazoa; Arthropoda; Insecta; Diptera; Cecidomyiidae
Gene: Smyd3
Product: histone-lysine N-methyltransferase SMYD3
Exons: 7
Coding region: 16-1305 (429 amino acids)
Cellular component (GO): nucleus
Molecular function (GO): protein binding
Source: RefSeq, a predicted model, not a curated record
UAUCUUUACGAAAAUAUGGAAUUGAUUUUCUCUUUUCACAUUUUCAGAGGGAAAGUGCUCAAGUGUUCCGGUUGCCAAUAUGUUUAUUAUUGCGGUCGCGAGUGCCAGACGAAUGCAUGGAAAAUUCAUAAAGCAGAAUGUCCAUGUCUGAAACGAGCUGCUGAUAAAAUAGUCCCCGAUGCGGCCCGCGUAAUGGCACGGAUCAUUCUAAAGCUCAACGAUGGCGGUGACGCGGAGAAAGGAUAUUACACGGAAAAGUUCUACCGAAAGUUUAAAGAUUUGAUGUCACAUUCACCCGACAUUCAGUUGGAUAUUGAGAGAAUUGAGCAUGUGGAAUCAUUAACAGCUGUAUUACAAGAUAUUUUAACUGUGGACUUGAUGCCAAAUCAAACGGAUUUCUUGGCAAUUUACGGUCGGAUGAUUGUGAACGCAUUUAAUAUUUUAGACCAAGAAAUGAAUUCAAUCGCGACUGGUAUUUAUUUAGGUGUAUCAAUCACAGAUCACAGCUGCAAACCCAAUGCAGUUGCCACAUUCCAAGGCACAACACUUUUCAUUCGAACAAUUGAAGACCUUCCCUCUACAAACGAUUGGUCAAAAAUAUUCAUAUCGUAUGUGGAUUUGAUGGACCCCACUGAAAUUCGGCGGCAUGAGCUACAGAAAAACUACUACUUUUUGUGCAAGUGUGAAAGAUGUUUAGAUGAAAAAGAGCCGGUUGAAAUGAAUGCAGGUGCUUGUUCAAAUGCAAAAUGCAACGAAUUUAUCGACUUUGAAUCGCUUAAAAAGUAUCCAACAAACUGCAAGAAAUGUGAUGAACGUAUUACAGCGAAGCAUUAUCAACAAUUCAAGGAUGUUAUGCAUGCAACUCGAAUGCAUUUGGAUUCAAUGAAAAUGUCAAGCGUUGCGUACUUAGAUAUUUGCAGUAUUCUGGUGAAGCGUCAGCGUGGUGUAUUGCAUCGCAUGAAUAUUUGGUUUCUGAAAACGCUCGAUCUUGCUUUUGAAAGUGCGAUUGAUUUUGAAAAAUGGAACGAAGCUCUCGAGUACGGCAUUGAACUGUUACCAGGCUUUCGUAAAUAUAACGGCGACUUCAACCCAUUACUCGGAUUACUUCACAUGAAAGUUGGAAAAAUUCAACUCUUUACAAACAAUUCAAAGGAGGCAUUGCAUAAUUUGAACAAAGCUAGUGACAUCAUAAAGAUAACGCACGGUGAAGAUCAUAAUUUGUACAGAAACGAGUUGGUGCCACUUUUGAUUCAAGCGGCCUGCGAAAGUGAACCGAAUUCCGACAGAAACUCAGAUCAAAAAUAAUUUGUUACUGCGAUAAGCGAUUUUGUAUGAGAAAAAAAAUACAUGCUGCACGUUGUUAUAAUAAACAAA